AUGCACAUGGACUCGCAGCACGAAGCUGCCGUCACUGCUGCGAUGCCGUGGCUGCACCCCUUAACCAACGCCAUGGUCAGCUCGCCUACCUCAGCCACUAUGGCGACCUCAGUGCCUGUGUUUGGAGGCAACUUACCGGCGGCCGCAUCCUCCUCGUCUGGGUGCCGACAGAAACGAAUGCUGCGCAGCCGUUUCAGCAAACCCUGUCCUUCACCGCCGCCCUCCGCGUCCUACACAUCACAGCAGCAGCAGCAGCAGCAGAGGCAGAGGCAGAAAGACCUUCAUUAUCACGGCGGCGGCGGCGGUCGGCGAGACGCGCAACUGAAACGGUUUACCGAGCCAAGUGCAUCUGAAGCAGCGAUGUCAACAUCAAAGGUGGCACCUCAGCGUCCUUGUCGUGAGGGUCGCAGUAGCAGGAACAACGGUGGUGGUGGUGGCGGUGGCGUUGCCGCAGGAGUGUUCACAGAAGAGAGCGCAGCGCAGAACGCAGUCGACCCACAUGCGCAGCUCGCCAAGUCAUCAACUGCAGGUUGCACCAUCACUGCUAACAAUGACGACACCGAAGCGGACUCUUCUUCCUCCUCGCUUCUGCCGCCCCAGCAGCAGGGCCAGCGACAACAACAACCGAAUCGCCUUAACCGCACGAGGGGCAAGCGCGACUCCAACCUGCGCGCAGCACGAGCCUGGGCGAGCACGCAACUAUGGGAGGAAGUAGAGCAAAAACAGCAGCAGGAGCGGAAGCAGCGCAGGCAGCUGCAGCCACGACAGGAUCGCCGCCGCAUGGCUGCGCGAGGAAGGGAGGGCUCAGUUGAGACGGGCGCUACCAAGCACAAUGCAGCUAACGAAGAGGGUGAAGUAGUGGGCGACGUGCAGGGUGCAGCUGCCGCCUCGGAAAUGGUGGCGGCAAUCGUUGUGUGUAAACCACGUAACGAUUGUCGGCUCUCUUCGCUGCCUGCCACUGGCACGCGACGAGUCACACGCCAAUCCGAAAAGAACCCGACAGCGACGCCAUCACGGCGGCCUGCAGCCACGGAGGGCGGCGCUCGCUCUCGACAUCGUCGCCGCCUCAGUCCAGCACACCCGGUGGCGUCGUCGCCGGCGGUGUCGCGGGAAAGCUCCAUCAACGAUGCGGUCGGCGACGCCGCUGCUGAUGAAGAGCUGCAGCCCUCGCCAACAACAUCGCACGCAGCACAUGACGACGACGCGACCGCUCCAGAGGAUGCCUCGCGCCCGUUUCUCCAUGCGACCAACAGGCAGUCUCGGAAGCAAAGGCGUACGCUAACCACUGUACAGCAGCACCCAUCAGGGCUCGGUGUCACAACGGUGAUGGCCCCGGUCACCGCCUUCGGCGUACAUCCGCCGCCGCCACUCUUCAUACCGCAGGACCCCAUCAUCGUGGCCCAGCAGGUGAGUCACACCACCCACGCCGUCGUCGCCGAGUCUGCACUUCCCGCCCUACCACCGAGGGUGAUGAGGCUCCCCGAAUUCUCUUCGGCGAACGGGUCUGUCAUGGAUCCGUGUGUGGUGGCAGCCGUCCUUCCCAUGUCAGCAGGCUCAGCAGCCCAUGCUGUCAAGCCUGCGGUGCUGCACUGCGGCUGGGCGAAUGACACAACGGCUGCAUUCACUUCCGGUCCUCCAGCAGUGGACCCGUCGCAUCCGCUGCCACCGCAGCAGCAGUCUGAGGAAGAUAAGCAGCUCAGCCGUCGCGGUUUGCGCCUUGGCGCUGUCCCCUUCUACCCUGCAACCACCGCAAGGCUGAGCCUCGCCACGACCUUAGCAGCAGGCACCAACCCUGGUGGCACGCCAGUUGCAUUGCUCGCAACCGCCGUACCUAGCCCACAGUCAUUACUGGAGAGCCACAGCACGUCGCCGCCGUCAAUCCAGCCGGAUUCUUCGCCGUUUGGGGACAGCAUGACCAACCGCAGUGGAAGCACCACCUGGGGUCUCAUGAGCAGACAGAGCACCUUCGCGACGGCGUCGGGUACAACAGCGGGUACACCGUGGACGCUCACAGUAUCCGCCACCUCCUUCUCCUCGCCGCCCUCAUCGAUAGGGCGAGAUGACACAGACGGGGACGUCCCUUGCAGCAGCACACCUUCGGUGCCCCUCAAAUCGCCGGCCCGUGGACUCGCCACCACUGCGAGCAACGCAGAGCCGCAGAGCGUCACGGUGGAUCGCCCUGCCAUGCGGCGCAGGGCGCUGAUGGUGACAAACACAGCCACUGGCGCGCGCGUGUCGCCAGUGGCUGUGACGACACCGUCUGGCUCGCCGACUGCACUGUGGAACGGCGGCGGCGGCAGCGGUAACGGGCCACAGGCGCGAACGAGUAAGCAAGGCAGUGGCGUAAGCUCUCUCUCCGCUGGUGCCGGCUAUUACACUGGCGUUCAUUCGGGCACCACAACCCAUUGCGUCACUGUACAGGAGUUCCCCCAGGCCCCGUACCCGGCCGUGAACCGCACUACAGAACCUCAUCAGCCACAACAGCACCCCAUGCGCAGCCCAGGAUUACUGACUGAGAGCGAUCUGGACUUCGUCCAGCACAAUCGUGUGGCAGUGUCCGACGUGGUCGCCAAGGACGAGGGCACGCUCGUCGACACGCUCUUUGCCGACGUCAACAUGAUCGAAGACGACGAGAGUGAGGUGGACGGCGACGAUGUGCUCAGCAGCUAUGGUGGUGAACGCUGGUGCAUGCAACCCGUGCUGUCGUCCGAAGCUUCCUGUGACGGCUCGCCACUUGCUGUCUCGUCGCCUGAUGCCCUCACCCCGCACUCGAUGAACCAGCAGCUGCAGCACUUCCCCAGGUCCAUCUCUGCCGGGGCACGGAUACUCGGCAAGGAAGCCGGCGGGCAGGUCUUCGGUGGUGGGUACUGGUAUCCCCCGAGUCCCUGGACCAGCGCGGACGCGGCUGGCCGAGGUAACGGCAGCGGUGGUGCUGGCAUAGCCUCGUACCGCGUUGGUGCCGGCGAUGUCAAGGCCAGUGGUGCAGUGGCGUGGCGUGAGUUAUCCACCCCACCGCUCCGACAUCGGGGCUUCUCUGCGAGCUGCGCGAGCGUUUCGUCGACCAUGUCGCUCAUCGACCCGAAGCAGCCACAGGCCGAGGGCGCCGUGUACGACACGAUGGGCGAGGACAAUGAGUGGGAGAUGAACAGCAGCGCCUAUGCCGACAGCCUCGAUGAGGCGCAGAUCCAGUGGAUAGAAGAGCAGCUCAGGGCGACGGAGAACCCGGCCGGGUACUUCUAA
Messenger RNA from Leishmania braziliensis MHOM/BR/75/M2904, 3240 nucleotides. RefSeq lists its product as hypothetical. The transcript has a single exon. Bases 1 to 3240 code for a protein of 1079 amino acids. NCBI's taxonomy places the organism in Eukaryota, Euglenozoa, Kinetoplastea, Trypanosomatida, Trypanosomatidae. The record is from RefSeq and is a predicted model, not a curated record.